This is a messenger RNA of Mytilus trossulus (common blue mussel), 810 nucleotides long. RefSeq lists its product as uncharacterized. Gene Ontology annotation, molecular function: nucleic acid binding. NCBI's taxonomy places the organism in Eukaryota, Metazoa, Mollusca, Bivalvia, Mytilida, Mytilidae. The record is from RefSeq and is a predicted model, not a curated record. The transcript has a single exon. The coding region runs from base 1 to 810 and encodes 269 amino acids.
AUGAACUUGGUGUACAUAGAUGAGACGUGGAUUGACACUGCAUAUACUGCAAAGAAAUGUUGGCAACAGGAAGAUGAAUGCUGGGUUUUAGAACCAGUAAGCCGUGGACAACGUCUUAUCAUCGUUCACGGGGGCGGAAUGUUGGGAUUUGUACCAAAUGCAUUACUGAUUUACAAGGCUAAAUCGUGUACUGGUGACUACCAUCAAGAGAUGAAUGGUGAGAACUUUAAAAAGUGGUUUACAGAAAAACUCUUGAGCAACCUACCCGAAAAGAGCGUUAUAAUAAUGGACAAUGCAUCAUACCAUUCUGUACAGUUUGACAAAUGUCCAACAACUAAUACCAAGAAAGCAGAUAUUCAGGCUUAUCUUCGAUUACACGAAAUACAGUUUGACAAUAAACUUCUUCGUCCGCAGCUUCUUGCUUUAGCAAAAGCCAACAACCAAACGCCAAAAUAUGUUAUAGACAAUAUCGCCAGAGAGAAAGGACAUGAAAUUUUACGUCUCCCUCCUUAUCAUCCAGAUCUAAAUCCUAUAGAACUGAUAUGGAACCAAGUAAAACAAAGUGUCGCCUCAGGAAACGUUACCCACAGGAUUGACGAUGAAGCAGUGGCAGAUAUCACAGUUUCUGAUUGGGAGAAAACUUGCCGUCAUGUUGCAAUUAUCGAAGAAGAAUACAGCAAAAGAGACAUUGUAAUCGACGAACAAAUGGAGAGAUUGAUAAUUGAUCUGGCAGACAGCAGUGACAGUGAUAGUGACAUUAACGACAAUGUUUUACUUACUUUCAAUUGUAUAAUUUUCAAACGUCUGUGA